Molecule: messenger RNA, 981 nt
Organism: Amphimedon queenslandica
Lineage: Eukaryota; Metazoa; Porifera; Demospongiae; Haplosclerida; Niphatidae
Product: tRNA (guanine-N(7)-)-methyltransferase-like
Exons: 1
Coding region: 77-868 (263 amino acids)
Biological process (GO): tRNA methylation; RNA (guanine-N7)-methylation
Cellular component (GO): tRNA methyltransferase complex
Molecular function (GO): tRNA (guanine(46)-N7)-methyltransferase activity
Source: RefSeq, a predicted model, not a curated record
AAAUUUUUAUGUCCGAGCGCGAGUUGAGAGAAGUACACGCCCACCCACGUGAGGGAUAUUAGAAGCUCGAUUAGAAAUGGCAGCAGAAUCGCCGGUAGCUGGUGAAGCACUACCUCAGAAGCGUUACUACAGACAAAGAGCUCACUCCAAUCCCCUUUCCGACCACUGCUUUGACUAUCCUGUGUCUCCCGAUGACAUGAACUGGGCCAACCUUUACCCUCCCCCUCUUUCUCCGCCCCCCACCAAAUCCUCGGGGGAAGCUUCCUCAAAUUUGGAUCCGUUUCCCCCCGAGUUCCUUGACAUUGGUUGUGGCUAUGGUGGUCUGCUAGUUGAACUUUCACCAUUGUUUCCCAGAACCCGUAUUCUGGGUCUUGAAAUUCGCGUCAAAGUCUGCGACUAUGUUCAAGAUCGUAUCAGUGCCCUGCGUCAGAAAGCCCCAGGUACCUACGAUAACAUUGCCGUACUGAGAACGAAUGCGAUGAAAUACCUUCCUAAUUAUUUUAAGAAAGGACAGCUGAGUAAAAUGUUUUUCCUGUUUCCAGACCCUCAUUUUAAAAAAACCAAACACAAACGUCGCAUCAUCAACGAAUGCCUUCUUGCUGAGUAUGCAUAUGUAUUAAGAGAAGGUGGUCUUGUAUACACUGCUACUGAUGUAAAGGACUUGCACGAAUGGAUAGAAAUGCAUUUCAUGGAGCACCCUCUAUUUGAGAGAGGAGAAGGGGACGCCGAUCCCAUUUUAGCGCUACUUGAUACUUGUACAGAGGAAGGGAAGAAAGUGGCUCGUAAUGGUGGAAUGGUAUACAAGUCUGUUUAUAGGCGUGUUCACGAUCCUUAUAAUAUUGAAAGAGAUGCUCCUGCUACAAGAUGAUAAGAAUUAUGAAGAGAAUUAACAUUUUAUUUUGUGUAUUGCCGUAUGAAGUACUGAUAUUCAUUUGAGUUCCAUGAGUGCUUGUAUUUAUGAUGAUUUAUUAGUAAUUAUUA